GCUAACUCUUUUCACUAUCACAAAGCCUCGCCGGAGGAGCGCGGCAUGUUGUGUCGCCAGCAGAAGCUUUCUUGAGCAUUGCAGAGUGGUGGAAGGGUUAGAACAACGUCCGCGGAUUCGUUUGUUUGCUGCGUUGCCAGUGGUGCUCAUGCCGGUAAAAGCGUCUUUUGAAGUUGAUUGAACAAACAAAGCAAGGCGUGACUCAACUCAUGAGGUGGCUGAUCUGUUUGCUGACCUUAGCAUCUCAUCUAGGCCCAGGGAAACAAAGAAAAACUCACUCAAGGUGUGGGAUUGCGCUUUGUUCAAGUUGGGCGGUGUGUUCUGCUGUCGUCACUGUCCGGAUGCGGUUUUGACAACUUGCACCCUUUUUUCACUCGGACUUUUCAUUUCCACUUCCACCUCCAUCCACCAUCGCGACACCUCGCCGCAUUUGCUUUGCAGCUUUACCGUUCAUCCGAUUUAAGAUCCUCCUUCAACCUCUGUACCAGAAGCUCCAGCCUUUUGCCUCCCUCCGAAUUUUUGACCAAGUUAGCCAUCAUCAACCCUCCAGUCACGUUGCUAGCCUCGGCUGCAGCCUCGCUUAUCAGCCUCACCUCACCCCGGUCAAUCUAGCUGUGUGGAUCUCAAUCACAAUUCCAUUUCAGUCUCCAGACAAUCAACGUUGUCCAAUCUCUGGCGACAAUCACUCUCUUGACCGCCGGUCUCACCUUCCAACCCCGCCAUUCGACCCGACGAUAUCUCCCACUCGGGCUAUGGCCAGCUCCCCUCGUGCCCACCUCGGACUGCCAUAAUGGAUCCACGUCCGUCAGUGGCGCUGGACAAGCUUGAUAUGUAUGGUGCGACGCGCCAAUCUAACACCGAGCAAGAAUGGAGAAGCUGGCCAUCUGUGAAAGCAACGAUUCCUAACUUGCCUCGCGGCACAACGACCUACGACAUCCACAAAAAUCUACAACGCUUUGGAAAGUUGGAAUAUAUCCGUAUCGAAGAAACUCGCCAAGGCAACUUCGCCCGAUAUGCCCAGGUUAUGUUCAAACCACCACCUCCCCGGAGAGCUCCAUGGGACCCGGCCUACAAGCAUGGCAUCGACUUUCCUCUUCGAGAAAAAUAUGUUGAAAGAAAAUACAAAGUUAGGGUUUGGCUGUCUCACACCCAACCUACGAUUCAGCUCGUUGAGAGUCCUGCUUCCCCCGGCCUCAAGUAUCCAUCGGAAAUGGCUUUGUUCGGUACGUCGAUCGACUUCGGUUUUUUAGACAAUCCGACCUUGAUGGUUGUCAAGGCCAGCAAGUCCGAUGGCCAUGGCAGUGGUAGUGGUGUUAGACUCCUUCUCAAUCUCAGACGGCUUGAAUUGGAAGUUCACUUCCCGGUGAUGAUCAAGUCAAAGGGCAAGACAAGCGAAAGAGCUUACCGGUUCUUUGUCGCUCUUGACGAUCAGUUUUCUCUUUCCGAGAUUCCAAACGGCGAGAUGUCGUCCUUCGUAAUCAAUGCCAAGCAUCCGCCGUGGUAUUCAAGACAACUGAAGGAGGCUAUGCAAUUGAGCCACGACCCGAGAUCAUUCAAGUGGUCAGCGGACGACACAUGGUCUCGGCAAACCGACAUUGUUGAUGAGAAGGAAACUUUCCACAAGAUCGACAGCAGUCCUGUGUCGGUGCAAAAGCUCUACAACAGCAUUGACAUUGCUCGUUGGACGACCUUCCGGGUCACUAUCAAGCCAAGCUCCGAUCGUCCCGACAACUCUCUGAGUCUAUUUCUACAGGCUCUUGCAGACUUCAAUAUUCGCAUAAACCAAGAUCCCUUGUUCAAAGUCGUAACGAGCCCGAGUGGCGUAGCACCACUUUGGCGUAUCCUGGGCGAUACUUCCACACACCAGUCUCUGUCGGACCAGCUUUCCUUACCUUACCUCGAUUUCGAUUUGAGAUAUCAGCUUGAGGUCUGUAUCUCCAAAGGUUGGCUCAAUGAGUACAGCUUGGACGAAAACUUCUUGCGACGCCUUGUGGGAAUGCGGCCCGAGCGUGCGAAGCAGAUGCUCAUCCACGUCGAUUCCUACCAACAAAGAGUUUACGAUCCUUUGUCCAUUUUCACCGACCUGCGCUACUCCAAGCCUGUACGUGCUCGCGCGUUGCCGUCAAAUUGCGCAGAAAUAUAUCAUGCCACAGUCACUGCAACCCGCAUCCUCUUUCACACUCCGUCCGUCGAGAUCACCAACCGUAUCGUGCGGAAAUAUAGGCGCUUCAGUGAUCGGUUUCUUCGAGUGCGCUUCGAAGAUGAGCCAUACAGGGGUCAAACAAAGCUCUAUCCUGCAACAAAUGGUAGGAUGAAGCUCAUAUUUGAGAGAGUCCGUCGUACGCUCAAGAAUGGCAUUGUUCUUGGUGAUCGACAUUACGAGUUUCUCGCGUGGGGAAACUCACAGCUCCGAGAACACGGAGCCUACUUCUUUGCUUCCUCGCAAAACCCUGUCAUCACCGCCGACAGCAUCCGCAGAGACAUGGGCACCUUUGAUCACGAAAAAGUUGUAGCAAAACGAGCUGCGCGAAUGGGACAGUGCUUUUCUACGACAAAACCGGUCCCGGUGCUCAGUAGGAACAGUUGGAAAAGAGACCCGAUCCCUGACAUAGUUAACGGGCAGUACACUUUUACCGAUGGAGUGGGUAAGAUCUCUCCACUCGCUGCUCAGCUUGUCAAAACAAACCUCAAACUUGCCGGCGAGCAUCUACCUUCGGCAUACCAAUUUCGACUGGGCGGCUGCAAAGGUGUCCUGGCUGUAGACCCCAAGCUCAAUGGCGUUGACAUCAAGAUCCGACCAAGUCAAUACAAAUUCAACUGCGAUUCAGACGAAUUGGAGAUCAUUCGUGUCUCAGAGUUCUGGCAACCAUUCCUCAACCGCCAGCUCAUCUUGGUGCUCUCGGCGCUCGGCGUGCCUGAUGUUGUGUUCUUGCGCAAACAAUUAAACUGCAUCAAGGCAUUGGAUGCCGCUCUUGUGGAUGAUACGGCUGCCUUACGGGCAUUACGCGCGACCGUUGAUCCCAAUUCAAUCACUCUCAGCGUUGCUGCCUUAAUAGAGGCCGGGUUCUCCAAGAUCCAUGAACCUUUUGUGGCUUCUCUUCUACGACUUUGGAGGGCCUGGACAUUGAAGUACCUCAAAGAGAAGGCGAAGAUACCGAUCACUCAAGGUGCCUUUGUACUCGGCGUUGUCGACGAAACGAAGACGCUUCGUGGCCACAUCAACGACAUCCAGCCUGGGCUCGACGCAAGCCGGCUAGAGAAGGAGAAAUCUCUGCCGGAGAUAUUCAUCCAAUAUACCGACCCGGAACAAGAAGGAGUCCGCCGUAUUAUCGAAGGCAUUUGUGUCAUAGCGCGGAAUCCGUCCCUACACCGAGGCGACGUACGAGUAGUCAAAGCCGUCAAUGUGCCACAGCUACACCACCACUGCGACGUCGUGGUUAUGCCAGCGACUGGCGAUCGUGACUUGCCAAGUAUGUGUUCAGGAGGGGAUCUCGAUGGAGAUGACUACAUCGUGACCUGGGACCCAGAUCUGAUACCUUCGGAGUGGAAUGCUGAACCAUUUCACUAUACAGCUCCGAAGCCAAUCCAAAAAGAGGAAAUAUCCGUCGACGAUAUCAUCAACUUCUUUUACGAUUACAUGCAGAAUGAUUUUCUUGGAAGAAUCGCCAAUGCUCAUCUCGCGGCCGCUGAUUAUCUCCAUGACGGUAUCAACAGUGAGCAAUGUUUGAAGCUUGUCGAAUUACAUUCGUUAGCUGUUGAUUAUCCUAAGACCGGCGUCCCUGCUGAGAUGAGUCGAGACCUUGAACGAAACAACUGGCCUCAUUUCAUGGAAAAGAGGCGACCCGGAAAAUAUCGUUCUACGAAGAUUUUAGGGCAGUUGUACGACGCGGUUGAGAGAGAAAAAUUUAAGCCGCAUUGGUCAGGAACUUUUGACCGGCGAAUUCUUAUACACGCUCCGGCUGAUGAGAUCAUGCAGACUGUGAGCAAUCUGAAAAAGAGUUAUGAUGAGAGUAUGCGGCGCAUCAUGGCUCAACAUCAAAUCGGCUCUGAGUUUGAGGUUUGGUCUACCUUUGUACUCCACCACAGCAAAGUCUCUAGAGAUUUCAAGUUUCACGAAGAGAUUGGACAGCAUGCCAAAACUUUGAAGGAGCAAUACUACGAUGCAUUCUGCCAGGAGGCUGGUGGACAUGAGAUAGAGAAGCUCAAGCCGUUCGCGAUAGCAGCUUAUCAUGUCACUCAUAACGAGCUUCGAGAGGCGCAAGCACAACGGCGAAACGUUUCCGAGGACGAGUCAGAGGCUGUUGAUACGGAUGGGUCCGGUUCCGCUGACACUAACAUGCCCUUCAUAUCGUUCCCAUGGGUCCUUCAGGAUACUCUUGUGAAAAUUGCGAGGAACACAGUUCUACACGACGAAAGCGAGACGGUACAGAGAGCUGAGCAACGAUGCACGCCUAGUGACGAAGCUGUACAGGUGGAGACUGGGCUUCUCUUUGAGGGAAUUGGUCGCAAAUGGACUUAUCAUGGGAAUCACCUGCCCGAUCCAUACUUGCCUGUUGCAAGAGGUACGAAUAGUGCUCGAUCAGAAAUAAAUGUCGCGAUGCGGAAUGAAACUUCGAGGCUAGGAGGAAUGCAACUGUCCUCUCCCAGACAAAACACAUCAGAAGAGCUUCGGCCGAUCAAACAACAAGCUGUCAACCUACUCGGAAACUCAGAAGAUCAAUCCGCGUCCGAUAUCAGCUCGAUGGUUUCUUCUAACGUCCCUUCAGUGGUUUUAAGCAACCUGAGUGCCUCUACCAGCUCCGAUGACGCCGACUCACCACCCUCGCCUGCGGAGAAUGAAGUGGCCUCUUCCCGGAUGUCUGGCUCCUAUGUCGCAGGUUGUUUCCAAAACUCCCUGAUGUCGACUUCGACCAACAUACCUCCACUUAUUGUCUACGAGAAGCUGCCGCUCCAAGACCCAGGAUUGAUGACAGAAGAAGAGUUUCGUGCAUUUGAGGGCGAUGGUGAUGAUGAGGAUGACUAUACUUUCUGAGCCUGACGCCUGUACAGAAUCACGAUCAGAUCCAGGAUACGCCACCAAGACUUCUGAGGCACUCAAUGACGUCGAAUGAUGGAUGUGAUUGUCUUCAGCAGCCUGCAUCACUUCCCGUGCCCCUGUCUUUGAUACACUUUCCAGUCUUGUAUGGCUGCCUAAACACCAGAACAAAAAAACCAAAGGCCUCGCCAGGCCAAGGAUGGGAUUGGACUUUCGACAAGGUUUUCUCCUAUCUACUGUGCUCGAAAACAGCAUGAUACCCAAAAUCACAGCGCGGCGUUCGGGCCAUUUGAUCGGGAGAAGGGGACAUGACUUUCAACAUGUGGGCGUGUAGUCAACUUUAUGAUAUGCAUGACAUGGCAUCAAAAAUGAUAAAGGCACACCCAGCGGUGGCACCUGAGGGGAGGAAAAUAUGUGACCGCAGGGCACGGGUGGCUUUCUCGAGGAGCGAGGGAUUCGUAACGAGACUUAGUAUGGAGUCGAGAGCUCCGAGAUAGGCACCCAUGAAAUGCGAAGUUGGAACUCAUCUUGAUCUCCCGUGUCAAUGUGGAAAUCGAGUAGAUGCACUCGACUGGGCUAAAUCGCUGCUCAGAACGCGGUCCAUGACGAAGCAGGUACG
Molecule: messenger RNA, 5654 nt
Organism: Cladophialophora immunda
Lineage: Eukaryota; Fungi; Ascomycota; Eurotiomycetes; Chaetothyriales; Herpotrichiellaceae
Exons: 2
Coding region: 791-5032 (1413 amino acids)
Biological process (GO): siRNA processing
Cellular component (GO): nuclear RNA-directed RNA polymerase complex
Molecular function (GO): nucleic acid binding; RNA-directed RNA polymerase activity
Source: RefSeq, a predicted model, not a curated record